Molecule: messenger RNA, 1335 nt
Organism: Dendronephthya gigantea
Lineage: Eukaryota; Metazoa; Cnidaria; Anthozoa; Malacalcyonacea; Nephtheidae
Product: ZP domain-containing protein-like
Exons: 6
Coding region: 7-1335 (442 amino acids)
Molecular function (GO): protein binding
Source: RefSeq, a predicted model, not a curated record
UUGAACAUGGCAUAUAAUUCUAUGUUUACGUCAGGAUAUGGAGCCAGAGGACCAGAGUUUAAAAAGGUAUUAGUAAUCUUGACAGACGGGUAUAGUAACUGGAAGGUGAGCGGACCUUCUCGGAAACUGAAGAACUAUGGGGUUGUAAUAUUCAGUGUGGGGAUUGGACAGAGUUUAUCCAUGUACGAACUGAGAGAAAUGGCAUCAGAUCCAGUGGAUCAACAAGUUAUCACUUUGAAAAGUUCUUCUCAACUAGAAAGUCUUGCAGGAAAGAUGUCUUCACAGACAUGCAACGCAUCUCAUUUCCAAGUGUUUUGUGACAAAGACUACAUGACAGCUGUAUUUGAUGGCGGAGAUCUUCCGAAACAUGUCAACAUCGACAAUCUGUAUCUUCGAAGUCGAUAUUGUAAAGCCAGCUAUAACUCAACUCAUGUCAUUGUAAAAACCUCGCUUACUGGUUGUGGAACAGUGUUCACAAAAGACGAUCAAACCCUCUAUUUUAGCAACACUCUUUCUGAGGUGGAACAGAGUUAUAGUGGCUCUGAUGUUAUCACAAAAAAUUAUCUCUUCAAAGCCAACAUGACGUGUUCAUAUCCUCGAAAACGUACUGUUGGAUCUUUCAGUUUUGACCCAGCAAAAGAAAGAACGCUCGUUGUUCUGAGUGGAAAAGGCAGUUUCUCUUUGUCAAUGGAUGUUUUCACAAGUUCGAAUUAUCGUGAUUCGUAUACUACACAAGACUAUCCAGUUACCAAGUCGUUGUCAGAUAAUCUUUAUAUUCAAUAUUCUAUAAACACGAGCAACUCAGAUCUUGUCGUGCGCGCAGAGACGUGUAGAGCUACACCUACGAACAGACCUUAUGAUAGUCCACAGUAUGUCUUCAUUUAUGGCGGUUGUGAUAAAGAUGAAACGAUCCGCCAUUAUACAUACGGGAUGAGUUCUGUACAACGUUUCAGUAUCCAGGCUUUUCGCUUUCUGUCACAACAUCGGUUCGUCUACCUCCACUGCGAUCUUGUUGUCUGUUACAGAUAUGAUUCUAAUUCCGUCUGCUCCCGAAGUACUUCAUGUCUGCGACGAGUUCGUCGCGAUGCUGCCGAUAAACCAUCAGAUGAUACAUCAGAAAAAUAUGCGCUGUCAUUUGGUCCAUUUAUGCAUGGAAAGGAAUCAACUGACAAGAGCCAAAAGGCAUCACAAAUAACUUGUUGGUAUUGGCAGUUCAGAUGUAAUAAUGGUUACCAAUGCAUUGAUCGAUAUUAUCUUUGCAAUGGUUGGAGAGAAUGCUCUGAUGGAAGUGAUGAAUGGUCGUGGAACUGUGGUAUGCAUUUUUGUAUGCUAUGA